This is a messenger RNA of Juglans regia (Persian walnut), 3679 nucleotides long. Its product is annotated as protein PHYTOCHROME-DEPENDENT LATE-FLOWERING-like. The transcript has 12 exons. The record is from RefSeq and is a predicted model, not a curated record. NCBI's taxonomy places the organism in Eukaryota, Viridiplantae, Streptophyta, Magnoliopsida, Fagales, Juglandaceae. Gene Ontology annotation, cellular component: SAGA complex. Gene Ontology annotation, molecular function: transcription coregulator activity. Gene Ontology annotation, biological process: regulation of transcription by RNA polymerase II. Bases 110 to 3373 code for a protein of 1087 amino acids.
UGUGCUUCUGCCCUUCUCUCUCUCUCUCUCUCUCCGGCGCACUAGCCGUCUAGAGUUCAAGGACAUCGUAGGCGUUCGGUGAAAUUACGGAACGAAAAAGUGAGACAACAUGGGCGUGUCUUUCAAGGUUGCAAAAACGGGUACGAGGUACCGGCCGAAGCUGCUUCAGAUUGAGGACAAUGACAACGAGAAUGGCUCUGUCACCGAGUCUCAGAAGAGUGCUAACGAGGGUAAUAUAACUGAGAAAGGAGCUAAGGCUGCUGAGUAUUCAAAUUCAUUUACCAAACCUACAGUGCACUCAGUUUCAGAAGAUCUUGAAGUGUCCUUUUCACUGAAUUUAUUCCCAAAUGGGUUUUCUUUCGGAAAUGCCUCUGAGGUGUUCAAUGAUGAGCCAAAGGAAUUGCACCCUUAUGACAGGGCAUCGAAGACACUUUUCUCUGCUAUUGAGUACGGUUGCUUACCCGGAGAUCUUUUGGAUGAUAUACCCUGCAAAUAUGUCAAUGGAGCACUUCUGUGUGAGAUUCGGGAUUAUCGUAAUUUAUGGCCCCAGAAAGGAGGUCCUGCUGCUUCUGUGGAGAAAUCUUCAAUUGUUCAUAAAGUGCUCCUACAUAUUUGUAUGGAAAAUGUGGUCAAGGACAUCUCCUUGAUUGCAGAUGAUUCUUGGACCUAUGAAGAUAUAUUGGAAAUUGAGUCCCGCAUUCUUAAGGCUUUGCAACCUGAUCUUCAUCUGAACCCAGACCCACUGUGGGACAGGCAUCGUGGAGAACUCCUGGCAAAGAAGCUGAACUUGGGAAUUGCUUGGAGCUGGAAAAAGAGAAGGCUUGGUGACACAAUAGCAAUUCAUACAUCAUCCAGGAAUCCAAAUAAUGUGACCCAAAUUUCAAGUAGUUGUGAUAUCCAGAAUUCCAUCUCUCAAUCUGGCUUCACGUAUCAAGAUAGAGUUACAUGUUUACAGGAAAACAAUGUUCUUCCAGAGACUAUGUCACAGUCAAAUCUUUUGAUGGUAGACAAUCAAUUAGCAGAUAGUUGUAAUCAAUCUGUGUCGAUAGCUCAGAAAAAAUCCAGUUUUGUUCGUGUACCCUAUCAAGAUUGUAGUAACACCAGAAGUAAUUCAACAAAAGCCAUCUCAUCCAUAUCUGGCGAGAAGGGUAGAUGUGAAACGGAAGCACUUCAAGAGUAUAUUCCUAUAAAGCUCAAGCAAGAGCCUGUAGACUUCUCUCAACAACAGCUUCCUGGAGGCCAAGCCAAAAGCAUUCUUGCACCUGAACUACUGCGGGAGAACACUCUCUUACAUCAGCAAAUUAUGGCUGAAAAACUUCAAGAUGAAAAAAAUCAGCACAAAUCACAUCCUUCUCUGUUAAUAAACAGUGGCCAACCGUUUCUUGAAGGUAUUCCAAGGCUGCUUGCUGGAAUGCCCACUUGUACUGUGAAACAAGAGCCCGCAGAAAGUAGUUUCUUCAGUUCAGAUGUUAGGAAGAUAAACGAUAACUGCUUUCAGAUGGAUAAGAGAAUUACUCAAUCUAAUCUUCAGCACUUAGAACAGCAACAACUAUCAGCACUGUUAAGAGCCAAUACCCCUUCUACCCACUCAUCGUGUAAUCGCGUUACUCAGCUGGAUAACAAAAGUUUGAGGAGUGAAAGUGCUACUCAGAAGAGAAAAGCUUUGCAAAAUCCACAGGUUUCAGCUGGUAUCAGAAGUGCAACUCUAAGUUCUCAACAUGAUGAUUCUUGGGCAAGAGAGGCAUCUAUACCUGCAAAAGGGAAACCGAGUUAUCAGAAUAUAGGCUCGAAUAUGAAAGUAGUCGGUUCUCUUGCUCGCACCCGCAAUUUGAAUGCAGUCAAUGGAAACAUUCUUCCAGCUGGAAAUCUUCCUUCAUUCAAGCCUCCAGAAACUAAAGUUGACCCUGUUAUUGAGAGGUUAUUGAAGAUUGAAGGGAUUACUCAAAGGUAUGGACUGAAUUACAAGAAACACAAAUUGGACCCCUUUUUGCGAAGAAAACCUUCUUUUCAUACAAAUCCUCUGGUUGCUUUCCACCUUUCAAUUUCUGAGGACAAUAGAAAGUCAAAGGAUGAUGCUAUAAAUAAAGUUCCUCCAUCAAAGUGCUCUAUUGAAAGGAGAUUUAAUGUCUGUAAGAGCAGAACAUUGACAUUUGUACGUCAAUGCCAUGUCAAUGACAGAAAUGUGACUCCCAUGGUUGAUAGAGAGGCUCAGAUCACACUGUUCAUAUCAGAGAAGCUUAAUGAGGGAAUAUUGGAAGCAAGUCUUUAUUAUGGAGACAAAGGAGAGAUUGGUUCUUUUGUUAUCCCCCUCUUUUUCUCUAGCACUCAUUCAAUGGACAUUUUUGCUUCUCAGUUCACUUCAUUGAUGCUGGAUGAAGGAUACCGCAUUGCUAGUGAUCGUGUGGAACCUACAGCUCUCAACACUGGGGGUGACUCAAGCAGUCACUCAAGAGUUAUAAACAAUGCUACUCCAGCAACUGGAACUGCUGAGUUGCCUGCCCCAGCUCUGAUUUCUGGAUUAUCACCUCUAAUGCACAAUCCUAUGACUGCCAGCUUAUCAGCCCAUAACGCCACACGAUUACCCUCACAGAACAUUCUCUCUAGAGCCAACUUGCUCCCCCCUGAAAACAUUUGGUCAACUAUACAGCUCCCAGGCAGUUGGAUAUCCAAAUCACAACUUGACAUUGCUGCACCAGUCAGUGCCCCACAAUGGCAGAUGAUAUUGAGUAAUCGUGCCCGUUUACAGUUGCAGAUGCAGAUGCAGAUGCAGCAACGAGAAAGAAAACAGGAAAUUAUGCAAGGAAACUUAUUAGCGGGAGGAUUGGGAGUGGCUGCAGGUGGACUUGGUACAGUCCAACCGAAUUGUGGAAUCCAGGGGCUUGGAGAUGUUAAUAUUGGUUCUUUCAGUAAUCUCAUGGGUGUGGGUGGCUCAUCACCUAUGCUAAUGGGAGGAUUUAGGACUUGGAUUGGUAGUGGGAGUCAAUCUAGCAGUAUUUGCAGCAAUAUAUCAGGUUCAAGUGACAGUAAACAGCUUCUUGGUUUGAUUAAUCAUGCAGCAGUAGAUACAGCAAACAUGAGGACAGCAGAAACCCAGGGGAGAGCCUCAAUCGGUGUAGUUCCACUACAGAGAAAUGUCAGUGGGAUGCCAAUGGAUGCAUUGAAUCCUCAAAGCAUGGCAUAUAACUUCAACAACCAGUGGCAGCCACAGCUACAAUUGCAGGAGCACCUACAUGUGCUGCAGUCUCAGGAGGAUAUGAAAUCACUGCUCCAGCCUCAAGCACUGACUAGUUUAGUUGAGAAUGUGGGUUUGCCCACGCGCCAAGUCACCUUGCAAAGAUCUGAUGACCAGCCUCCAAUGAGUCACGGCAACUGAACCCCAGGGAUAUGAUGGCACUGGUCAGUCCUGAAAAUGUGCCGAUGAGUUAUCAAGUGCAUGGAUCUGUGGGUGGUUAUGCAGUCAAAAACUGGUUGGUCAGAUCGAUGGCGUAAUUAGCCAGGGUGUUAUAAAAUAAUAGAUUCGAAGAUAGAUAGGCAUACAGGCAUUCUAUUUUAGAAGCAAAAAAUAUUUUGUGUUCCUAGUCAGUCUCCUAUUUUAGCUUUGCUGCAUCUUGUAGUUUUAAACAUAUGCUGCCCAUCUUGUUCAUUGUGUAAAUUAGCAGGGUUAGACCUGGUUUGAAUA